UCCAAUAACCAGUGACUAGGCCCCACCCGGGGAUUUGCGCCCACAAUAGGAGACCUCACGUUCGCUCCGGGGGAAUUGUCCUAUGAGAUUUAAUUCUGUCAAGUGCAGGUGCACGUGAGUGUCUGAUUAACCUGAUUAAUCAUCUCGCAUCAUUGAUCUGUGAUUAUUGUUGAAGAAUUGUCGGGAGAUGGGGAAGAAGGGAAAGAACAAGCAGAAAAUCAGUGGCAGCGAGAAGACUGCUUUGAAGACUGAGAAGAAAUUGAAUGCUAAACAAAAAAAAGAUCUUGCGGCUAUCGGUGAGGAUGACAUCGAGAAGGUAGUGGCUCAGAUCGAGAAAGAAGAAGCCCAACGUCAAAAAGUUGUGGAAGCAACGAUCGAUCAACCCUCACGACGUGUGAACUUCACCCUGACAGCGCACCCCUUCAAAGAUGAGUUAAUAAUGCUUGGAGGAGAAUUCUUCGACGGCCAGAAAACAACCGUCUAUGGCGACAUGUUCUUCUACAACAUAAAUAAAAAAACGUGGACAGUUGUGAAAGCACCUGGUGCCCCUCCUCCCCGAUGUGGGCAUCAGUCAGUGGCAACUGCGAACGGAAAAGGAGAGCUCUGGGUGUUCGGUGGAGAAUUCUCAAGUCCAUCGGAGUCUCAAUUCUACCAUUACAAAGAUCUCUGGGUCUACCACAUUGGGAUAAAGAAAUGGGAGAAGGUGCAGGUGCCUGGUGGGCCAUCCUCGAGGAGUGGCCAUCGCAUGGUGUACGGAAAAAAACAGCUGAUCGUCUUCGGAGGCUUUCACGACAAUUUAAGGGACUUCAGGUACUACAACGACUUGUUCAUCUUUGAUCUGGGGGACUACAGGUGGAGUAAAAUCGAGUUGAGUGGUACGAUACCUCCUGCGAGGUCUGGCUGCAUCGUUCUACCAACCAGUGACAAUAAAAUUUUGGUUUAUGGGGGAUACAGCAAGGAGCGGAUCAAGAAAGACGUUGACAGGGGGCAGGUGCACACGGAUAUGUACCUCUUGGGUCCAGAUAAACACGACCAGACUGGACUCAGGUGGAAGUCUGUUGGGGUCAAGCAGAGUGGAAUCAGUAUCUCCCCGAGGUGCAGCACAUCUGCUAUCCUGGCACAGCCUCCCCUCGCUUACAUGUUUGGGGGAGUUUACGACGAGAAGGAAGACGAUGAAGAGCUUGAGGGAACGUUCUUCAACGAUCUGGUAGCACUCGACGUCGAGAAGCAUCAGUGGAGGUCUGUCAAUUUGAGUGGGAAGAGGGAUACGAAAGACAAGAGGAGAAGGAGAAAACAGGAGGGCUCUGAGGACGAAGAGGAUGAGGAAGGAGGCAAGGGGAUGGAAGUGGUUGAUCCUACUCCAGCUGUCACCACCAUUGAUGAUGGAAUCUUCACAGUUACUGUCGGUCCAGCACCAGUGACUUCCAGUCGUUCUAAUGGGGACCCCAAAAAUGACGUCUUUGUACCUUCUCCUAGGAUAAAUCCGGGUCUAACCGUCAAGAACAAUGUUCUGUAUUUAUACGGAGGCAUGUUUGAGAAUGGGAAUAAGCAGUACACAUUGAGUGAUUUCUACUGUUUAGAUCUUCAUAAAUUGGACGAGUGGCAGAAAAUCAUUGAAGAUGAUGUGUCAUCUCAGGUCUGGCUGGAUUCGGAUUCUUCGGAGUCUGAAGAGGAAGAUUCGAGUGGAGAUGGAAGUGACAGUGAUGAUGAAAAUGAAAUGGACGUUGAUUGAAAAUGCUUCAAAGGAAUUGAGUAAAUGUUGUGAGAUUUUUUCCAGAAAUAAAUUUUUUAUCAAACCGU
Molecule: messenger RNA, 1800 nt
Organism: Fopius arisanus
Lineage: Eukaryota; Metazoa; Arthropoda; Insecta; Hymenoptera; Braconidae
Product: kelch domain-containing protein 4
Exons: 3
Coding region: 188-1732 (514 amino acids)
Molecular function (GO): protein binding
Source: RefSeq, a predicted model, not a curated record